AUGCUGUCGGCUGGACUGCAACCCCAAAGCGUCGUGGCCGCGGGCACGGGAACACUGGGCGGUAUGGACUUCCGCCAGAUUGAGCCCUUCGAAACAACCAUUUGCGAGCGCCUGACGCGGGAGAUUCAACUCUGUGACAGUCCCACCAUUCCCACCGGACUGCGGAGUCCCUCGGGGCCGGCGGCAUCGACCACGACAUCGACAUCGUCUUCGCUGGCGCACGUGCUGCAAGGAGCCUCCACCGCUGUGCAGUUCCAUGCCAAGUGGUUCCUCCCAUCCGCACUCACUGUCCUCAUCGAGACCUCCAUCGAUGUAACCAGCCGAUCUUCGGCAACAACCGAUCUUUCCGCCGCACUCAACUUCAUCGACACCAUCGGGACGUACUCACUGAUCCCCACUCUGCUGCCUGUCGUGCGCUUCAUCUCCUACGCCUUCUAUCAAGGCAGCCGCUCGAACCGACACAAACGCAUCAGCCAGCACGCGUGGGUCGUCGCACAGCACAUUAUCGAAUCGCAUCUCGGCGGACAAUUCCCCGGAGCCCUUCUCACCAUCAUCUUUGACCACCAGCAAAUUCACACACGCUUCAGCAUCGGUGCCACGAUUGGAAGCUUGAUGCUCAUCACCCAAAAACUGCUUCCCGAAGACAAUCACGAGAACGCGAUGGAGGCGACAGACCUUCUCAUCAGCAUCCGGGCGGCUGCCAUUGAGCACGACCYGAUCUUGCGUGAACAAGUCGGUGUCAUGCUUGCCAGCAUGCUACGAACCACACGCAUCGCUGCCAGCAUGCAACAAGACGGCCUCAUGGGUAUGUACCUCGAGCAAGUCCAGCGGUGUGUCACACACGGGCUUUCCAGGAGCGAUCUUCAGCCCAUACUAGGAGCUUUCAUGCUCAACUCUCGGUAUUUCGAACCCUAUCACCUCUCACCGAUUGCGCUCCUCUUCGUCGAGGCUCGACAACCACUCCCUGAGGAACUGUCCAAUCAGCUCCUUCUUCCCUGGAAGCAGUCUCUGAUGCUGGACGACCAUGCCAUGUGGGAGACGAGCUACCGGAAUCUCAUGAUCAACCUCUGCGACUCUACCUUGUACACUCUCCAGCUCGAAGCAUUUGUCGAUGUCAGUGUCCUGGCAUUCUUCCAGACCGAGAGCCGUGCUUUGAGAGAGGAAUAUGUCGCCACACUCGAGAGUCUGCUCGCCAACCCCAGCGCUGCGCCUUCUAUUAUGGACACAUUGGCCAAAGGUAUUGUUGCCAUAUUCACGCACAAGACGCACAAAGUAAAGUGGGAAGCGCAGCGGAACUGGGUGUUCCCAAUAUUGUGUGAUGUUGCCAGCCGCAGUGUCGUCGCCAUUGAGUUGCUGCUCAGCAUCCGUGCAGACGCCGCAGGCGAGGGCUAUCUGGAGUUUGAACGUACAUCUGACAUUCAUGGCAUGUCCACCAUCGCGCUCAGUGUUUGGGUCAGUGCUAUCGACGACAUGCUUGUUCACACGCCGAGCAGAUGGGACGUUUACAAUACCCUUCUCACAAGACUGGCAGCACAGAUACGUAACCAUGCGCUCUGGCGCUCCAACUACACCGGGAUUGGCUUUCUACGAGAGUCCAUCUGCGAGUUGCUCAAUGCGGACUCAUACGUUGAACCUCCCGCCGACACAGGACUGAGCAAAUCACACAUUGUAUCGCAGCUGGUUCAGAUCUUAACGGCCAUUAUCAGUUAUCAUCGUGUGCUCAUGCGUGAUGACUUGAGGGCAGCUGUUGUCACAAUUAUCAAUGUUGCAGGAUCCCGCGAUCCCGCUGUCAGCAUACACUGCAUUCAUGCUUUGACUAUUUGUUGUUACGAGCUUCCCGAGCUAAUGGCCUCAUACAUGGACGCCAUCAUCAACAAGAUGACCAGAAUGGUAACUCAGCGACAAUUGGCCAUCUACGUGCUCGAAUUCUUCGCAGGGCUGUCGCGAUUUCCGGAGCUACAGAACAGAUUGCGGCGUGAGGACUUCAAGCGGAUCUUCGGCGUGUGCCACAGCUAUCUCCAAUCCAUCCGCAGCACUUCCGCUCUGGAACGCAAGCGCACUCCCACAAGCGAGCAGAGCGCUGGAAACGGAAGCACAUCUCACAACGAUAUGGCGCCGUACGUCUAUGCCCUCACACAUCACGUAAUCAGCUUCUGGUACAUGGCGUUGCAGAGUCACAACCGCCAUGGUCUGAAGGAUUACAUCACCAGCUGCUUGAGAUACACAGACCUCGAUGGAAACCAGCACAUCGAGAAUCAAGGCCUUGUGACAAUCGAUCUGAUGGAUCGUGUCGACGCGGAAGAGCAAAUCACAGCGCCAUUCGUCCAAGUUUUCGACGAGACCGACGGCCGCAUCAUCACGCGUCAUCGCGUUACUGGAAUACUCCUCAUCACAACGGAGACAUCUCUCCGAACCGGCAAGACGAUAGUCACCAUUCGACGCCCAUCGGGCACAGCUCAACAUCUCAUAUCGGCCAAACAGGACCACAACCACGAGAACAACCAGCCCCUCGACGAAGACGGAGUAGAGUCGCGUUUCACAGCAUCGGUUACAGUCGAGAAUGAUACGCAAGACUACAUCACAGUCUUACCAGAUGAUGUGACAGGCCGCAUCUACGGACGAGUCGCCAUUCCACGCCCAUCAUCAGCGCUUGGCUCGAUGGGCAUCAUCACACUCCCCGAGAAUGACGAAGCUGUGACACGUGCCAUUCAGGCGUUUGAUCGAACGUCAGCGCUGGACUCCCACAAGGCAGGCGUCAUCUUCGUCGGUGAGAGGCAGAAGACUGAGGAAGAGAUCUUACUCAACAUCUCCGGCACACCAGACUACAGAGAGUUUCUCGAAGACAUCGGCACCCUCCGCAAGCUGAAAGGUGCCACCUUCAACUCUCAAGGUCUCGAUCGCGCCGAAGACGCAGAUGGAGAGUUUACGAUCGUCUGGAACAACGACAUCACAGAGCUGGUCUACCACAUCACGACAUUCAUGCCCAACCACUCGGACCCCAGCCUCACCAUCCCUAACAAGAAGCGUCAUAUCGGAAAUGACUUUGUGAAUAUCGUAUUCAACAAUUCCGGCAGCGCCUUCGAUUUCAACACCUUCCCCUCGGCAUUCAACUACGUCUACAUCACCAUAUCGCCCUCUGAACGCACCAGCUUCGUGCAGGCUCGAGAGAUCACCGCCAACCAGCCAAAGAGGGACCGAUUCUACAACGUCCAAGUCCUCACCCGCCCAGGCUACCCGAGCCUCUCCUCGGCAGGGGAAUUGAAGGUGGUAUCAGGAGAGUGCCUGGGAGGGUACGUCCGGAACUUGGCGUUAAACGCCUGCAUGUUCGCCGCGAUGUGGAACGGAGAUCUUUCGGGCGAAUAUCCCUCCUCCUGGCGCCAGAGGCUGGAGAUGUUGAAGAGACUUCACGCGAAGUACACGCCCAAGUGGUAG
Molecule: messenger RNA, 3432 nt
Organism: Ramularia collo-cygni
Lineage: Eukaryota; Fungi; Ascomycota; Dothideomycetes; Mycosphaerellales; Mycosphaerellaceae
Exons: 1
Coding region: 1-3432 (1143 amino acids)
Biological process (GO): positive regulation of GTPase activity; negative regulation of TOR signaling; regulation of small GTPase mediated signal transduction
Cellular component (GO): cytoplasm; TSC1-TSC2 complex; nucleus
Molecular function (GO): GTPase activator activity
Source: RefSeq, a predicted model, not a curated record